GGAGGGUGCAGUCCCCGCCCGCACACGCACAGGGAGCUGUUGACAGCCGCUGCGGCAGAGGAGCCGAGGAAAGAUGUGGGUUUUCGGCUACGGGUCGCUGAUCUGGAAAGUGGAUUUCCCCUAUCAGGACAAGAUGGUCGGAUACAUCGCAGGCUACAGCAGGCGCUUCUGGCAGGGCAGCACAGACCACCGCGGGGUCCCCGGCAAGCCUGGAAGAGUUGUGACUCUUGUUGAAGAUCCUGGGGGUUGUGUAUGGGGUGUUGCUUACAGACUGCCAGUAGGAAAGGAAGAAGAAGUUAAAGAAUACCUUGACUUCAGAGAGAAAGGAGGUUACAGGACCACGGCUGUCAUUUUUUAUCCAAAAGAUCCCACAACAGAACCAUUCAGUGUGUUGCUGUAUAUUGGAACAUGUGAUAAUCCUAACUAUCUUGGUCCUGCUCCUCUGGAAGACAUUGCUGAACAAAUUUUUAAUGCAGCAGGUCCAAGUGGAAGAAAUACAGAGUACCUCUUUGAACUUGCAAAUUCUAUUAGGAAUGUUGUGCCAGAAGAUGCAGAUGAGCAUCUUUUCUCUUUGGAAAAGUUAGUAAAGGAACGUUUAGAACAAAAACAGAACCUCAAUAGCUUGUAAAGACCUAAUCAUUGACUUUUCUGAACAAGCAGAGCUUUUACUCUUCAGAGAAUAGCUUCAUAGUACAAUGGCAAUAUGAUUUGGAAACAUGUUCCAAAUCAUUUAUUUUUUUUGUGGUUCCAAAUCACUUAUUUAUUUUUAAUGUGGUAGUCAAGACAGCAAAAUUUAUAGUUUAAUUGCAGGUGUCCUGAAACAUGUACAUAUAUUCAAAAUAUUGGGAUAUAGUUAAAGAAAAAAUUAAAUUUUAAUAAUGUAAUGAUUUCCUAACUAUGUGAUAUUGAACACUUGCUCAUGAGAAGUGAGUUCUUUAGAAAAAUACAAUGAAGGACUCAGUUCAGAGCUU
Manis javanica (Malayan pangolin) is the source of this 971-nucleotide messenger RNA. It is a transcript of the gene CHAC2, whose product is annotated as ChaC glutathione specific gamma-glutamylcyclotransferase 2. The record is from RefSeq and is a predicted model, not a curated record. Gene Ontology annotation, biological process: glutathione catabolic process. Gene Ontology annotation, cellular component: cytoplasm. Gene Ontology annotation, molecular function: glutathione specific gamma-glutamylcyclotransferase activity. NCBI's taxonomy places the organism in Eukaryota, Metazoa, Chordata, Mammalia, Pholidota, Manidae.